Molecule: messenger RNA, 18354 nt
Organism: Cladophialophora psammophila CBS 110553
Lineage: Eukaryota; Fungi; Ascomycota; Eurotiomycetes; Chaetothyriales; Herpotrichiellaceae
Exons: 2
Coding region: 1-18354 (6117 amino acids)
Source: RefSeq, a predicted model, not a curated record
AUGAGAAAAUCCAGCUCAGGCCGGCAACGAGCCGGCUCAGAAGCAUCUUCAAGGUCCGAGCGACUGAGACAUGAUGAUCAAGACCCUUCCAAAGGACGUUCCGCUGCAGAUGCGAUGACCACUUCCUCUUCACGCCGCAAGCCCAGCCGGCGCGACCAACAUGAGGAGCGCGAUGCCACUGAUGCGACAACGAUCACCGACGAACCAUCACAGAUAUCUGAUCGAUCCCGAAAUGAUUACCGAAAUGAUUCGAGAAUAGAACCCGAACCCAGUGACACACGGCGACGGUCAAGCAAGACCGACAGGAGUGCAAAAUACGAGAGGAGCCGUGGGGAUAAAGCAGACGACGAUUUACGGAGAUCAAGGAAAGAAGACAACCCUAGCGACUCUCGCAAAUCCAAUAAGUCAAAUGAGGAGGAUGGUCCUCGCAGUCACCGGAAUGAUAGUGCUUCUCUACCUCAGAACCAGUUUCCUGGAGAGUUCCCAUCCACGUAUUCUCAGCCGUACCGACCAUCUGGGCUAGCCGCAGAGUAUUAUGGUGACAACGGGGAAUCUGUAGCAUUUCAACCUGGUGUUCGCCCCAAUGCUCCAAAUAUUGUCACCAGCGCAGAACAGGCCCACCUCCUGGAACCGACGAUUGAAGCCAAACCUCCGCCUGAGCCGAGUAGCAUGGGCCAAGUCGGUGCUGCUGCCAGCUAUUUCAGUAAUGCCAACUAUAACGGCGACAUUAGACCACAGACGACGCCUUCCAAACCUCCUCAGAAGCCAACAUCAGGAUUCAACAAACCUCCCAAGCAUAGCCACUAUGGGGUGAGCCCUAGAGCAAGCCCGACCCCCCAAGGGAAUCAUGCACAACCGUUCGGGCUCGCUCCUGAUACAGUCAGCUCCUUUCCAGCUUCAGGCUCUGCAGCGAUCGGCGCAGCCGCAGAAUAUUACGCUGGUGGAGGCGGAGGGAUAUCAACCAGUGCAUAUCAAACGCCCAACAGACCCCCUCACGGAUCCCAAACUACAUCAACCCCGUAUUCCGCCCCUGCUGGUGUAGGAGGCUCACUGCAGCAUUCAAAUGCAGCUUUGUAUGGCGGCGCAGCUGCUCUUACCGGAGCAGCAGCUGGCGCCUACAUGUCUGGCCUUUCUCACCAUCAGCACUCAUUCAGCCAGCAUCAACCCCCAACCAACCUGGGUGGAUUAGCCAGCGGACAUCCCCUGUCGCAAGGUACCCAGACGCAUCAUGCCCACCGGCAUAAGCAUCAGGGACUGUUCGGCCGGUUCAUCGACUGGUGGCGAGAUCCUGAUGCAGUGGCGCGAUUUGAGGAAUACACCGAGACAAUCGGUGUAUGCAAGUAUUGCUUCGACCCCAUGAGCUCGCCCGCCGAUGCGCCCCGCAGACAUGACUACCGCCGACAGAGACCAUCCCCUGGAAGCCGGUAUGGGAGUAUGACUCGAGUGGACAAGCCGUAUAGACACAGUUCAGAUGAAGAUCUUCGGCGACACUCAUCUGCCAAGAAGAAGGUGAUAGCCGGAGGCCUGGCUGGCUACGCGGCGGCGAAACUCGGGGAAGCAAUGGUCAAUCAGAAGCAUGGCUUUGAUGACACAUACUCUGUGAAAUCAGGCCGUCCUGUGAACCAGAGUCGAGUCAGUUUUCAAGAAGAGCAGAAAUUUCAGCGAUAUCAAGAUGGGCAAUUUGAACGACACAAUAGCCGCUACAGGGCCGGGAGGGGCAAAAUAUCUUCUCCCAAAGAAGGACGUCGCAAUCGCCGGUCAAGCUCGUCGUCAUCAAGCUCAUCUUAUCACAGAAUCUCUCGCGGCGCAGCAUUGAGUACUGGCAUUGGCGCCGCUGGGGUUGCUGUUGAUGCUGCACCACUUGGCGCGAAAUCCCGGCGACGAAGUCAAAGCAGGAGUCGAUCACCCACUUCAAAGAGGAAAUAUUUCUCGAAACGGGUCUCUCCGAUGCAUUCAUACGUCGAUCUCUCGACGACGAACGAUGGGCCAGGUGGUCUGAUGGGCUUUUUCACGAGCCCUUCGGCCAAUACAAGGAAGGGUAAAAAACCAAAGGGCCUGUUCAGUUUCUCAAAUGCCUCGAGUUCCUCAUCCGACGCAGAUCUACGAUUUGGAGAGGGAACCAUUCGCAGAAAGGUCUCUAAGAAGCGACUUCGAGAAAGAUACGGCAGGCAGAGCCGAGACAACUCUGUCACUGCGAUGAAAUACCUAGUUGAUACCGGUGUUGCUCUUGCUGACGAAGCUGGUCGAAGGGAUCCAAAAGGUAGGCGAAACAAAGACGCUGACAAGCAUACAGGUCCAGGCAUCAGACAUGGAAAUGGACGUCGAAUUUCCCUGGCCGACCACGAAAUUUCUGGCGGACGCGACGAUGAAUGGUAUGACAUAGAUGGCGAAGUUGACUCUGAAACCAGCGUGGAUACAGCAUUGGCAUACGGUGGAGGAUUGUCCGCCGCCCAGAGCCGCGAACGCCUCUCUCAAGGUGGCCCAGCGACAACGUCGAACUACAAUUUCAGGGAGGAGGAUCAGAGACAGUACCAGAACAGCUUGGGACAACCAAACUUUGGCAACGGGUCCUCCUUUCCCCUAUCAACGGUCGAAACGGCUGCCGUAGCGGGUGUAGGAGGCCCUCUGGGUGGCUGGAUGGCGUCUAAUGCAGUGUCGCAGAAAUCAAAUCAUCCAUCCGCUUACGGGUUGCUAGAUCCGAUGCAGGAAUUGGAACCUCGACCAAUAUCUGAUCAACUAUCAAAGAGUGCUUCUCCCCAGGCUACCAGAGUGUCCUCAACUUCUGUUCCCCUGCGGCAACCUCAACCAAUUGUCCCUGUCGCGCCUUUCAUCAACCACAAUAUUUUAGAAGGAAUCCGGCCGGAGGGACAGACAAGAGCCAGGGCGCAGAGGGAACCAAGCCCUGUCCCACCCGCGAGACAAGAUUUUAACCCGGCCAAGCUGCCUUCUCGAGGCUCGAGAUCCAGCGUUAAUAUCAACUUAAGCGACGAGCAGCUCGAGAAUGAAGGACGCGCCAAUAACAGGGACAGGAGAUGGAGAGACACUUCGGGCGAGGACAACCGAAGAACGUCCGCUGAUGCUGCCGUCUUGAUGGAGACCACCCGAAAACCAGUCGAGCCUUUACGUGACCAGACAGGAUCAAGGCCCAGGAGCUCGUCUGAAGCUAGUGGGAACCCGGUCGACACCGACAAACGAGUCGCUGAAAUUAACCGUGAAUUGGAAAAACUCUACCAAGAGCACCGAAAAGCUGAAGAACGAAAGCGGAAGGAGUCAGGCCUAAAGAAGGUUGUUGAAGGCGCUGUCAUCGGUUCGGCGAUAGUCGCGGCUGCAGAUUCACUUGCUAGUAAAGAUAAGAAGAGUGGGUCUCGCGAAGAUGCAACCCCUACACGAAAGUCGAGCUUGAAGAAGACGAGAGAAAAGGACACCUCGUCGCCUCCCGAGACGCAAGAGGACAGAAUAGCAAGAAUGACUGCUCAACGUGUCAAGUCAACACCAUCACCAGUUCAGCAUGACGACUAUAGCGCUUUCUUCGUUCCCGCGGAACUCAAAGAACAUCUCAAAGAAAAUAACGACAAGGCCGAGCAUCGAGACGACUUUGGAGCAACUGUGGUUGAAAUUGUCCCUGGAGCGCCCAAACCUAGCAGCUCACAUCCUUUCGACCCUUUUACAUAUCGACAGUUUGGUCUAGAAUUGGUUGAUGAUCCCUUGCUAUACCCCUGGCCUGUCCCGAUUCUUGGACUGAUUGAACCCACGCCGCCCGGUAGCCGGGUUCACAGCAUCAAAGGCGACGAAACACCCGUCAUUGAGCCCAAAUCGAAAGAGUCACAGGAGGAUAUUGGCGAACCACUUGAAAGGAAGGAGUCCAAAGUGACAUGGGGCGACCAUGACACGUAUAUUUACGAGGUUGAGACCCCGGAGUAUGAGCGAUCAGAUUAUGGCCCAGAGCCACAUAUGCAGGGGUAUAAACCUGCAGACGUCCCCUCUCCGGAUGAGGUUCCUGAAGAGCCAAUCUCGGUCCCCGACGAAAGGCAGCGCCGACCAAGUGUAGGUCGGGCGUGGACACUAGAUGAGAAGGAAGCAGAGAAACUCGAGAAGCAAGCGUCCUCUGUUGAUGACAGACCUCAGAUAAGCCGAGCUUGGACCGUUGAUGACAAAGAAGCCGACGAAAUCGCCAAGGGACUUCAGGAACGUCAGCGAAAUGAGGGUUCUGCAGGGACAACGACUCGCCAUGUUAUCAAGGAUGAAUCCAACACUCAAGAUAGCACUGCGUCCUCGAUUAACCUUGGGCCUGAAGAGCAGCUCGGGGAUUCGUUCUCAACUAAACCCGAUCAGACCAGUCCAAAUCAAACAUUCUAUCAAAGCCCUUUCGCAGAAACGGUGAGCGAUUUAGGCGUUACCGGGGUUUAUCCCGCGACAGUCCAACCCGAUACCAAGGCGCAAACCAUCUUCGCCUUGGAGGAUGGAGACGAGCGAACCGAACGGGACUUGCACGACAACGAGAACAUGUCUAACGGUGUGAGGAUGAGCAAGAGUGACCGGCGUCGUCGAGAGCGUUCCAGUUCUUAUGUAGAUGCGUUUAAGCCACCUCCAUCACAGCAAGCUCCUCCUGGGCCUUCGGAAGACAUUUCUCAGCAUCCAGUACCCGCCACCGACAGUAAACCUGACCUCGUCGAUAACAACACUGCAUCUGGCCCCUCUGCCUUAGGGUUGGGGUUAGGCCCAUCUAUCCUCCUAGCGGUAGACCAGGUAAUGAAGGACAACACCGCAAAGGACGGGAUUGGAUCAGUAAGCAGAGUUAAAGAGCAACCUUCGAGACCCAAGGAGCCGAGUACGUUUAAUGAUUCAAAGUCGCAGCGUUCACGGUCUGUUUCGAAAGCGGGAUAUCACUCAGAUCCCGAGGAAUGGGAACGUUUACGGGAGAAAGCUAAGAGGUCGAAAUCCGGUUCCAAGAGCGAUGUCGGCGUGAAGGCAUCCCAAAAACCUAAGGAUAGACGACCGAAUGGCGACGUAGACUUGGCACCGCUUCGAAGAGCUCGUACCGACGAUGAUCUCAACGAGAAUAAGAAAUCUGGAGGAAUCUCAAGGUACAGCAAUGGCGAUCUUGACAAAGAAACAAGCACUGGUCGGAGCAGGAGAGAUGAGGAGAGGGAGUUGCGAAGUAAACACCGUAGAGAUUCAGAUGGACAUCGUGAUGGUGAUAACCGCUCUGUCACGAGCAGCACGACUGACUUAAAAACAAAGAGGGAAUCUGGUGGCUUGUUCAGCAGCCUGUUCUCCAGCAACAAGAGCGAUGUCAGUACGUCCAGCAAGAAGAGCUCGAAAUCUUCGAAGUCGGACAGUCGAGCAGAUCGAGAGCGAUACGAUAAGUCCGAGUCUCGCAGGAAACGCAGGUCCAAGGACAGAGAAGAAUUAGACGAUGUCGCCUCUGCUAUCUCUGAACCAUCCGGAGGGAGCAGACGAGGUUGGGAUCGUCAAACCGGACAUAUUGAUCAGAGAACGGUCUCCGAUGAUCAAACUGUCGACGACGGAUUCGUUUCUGCUGAAGAGACCGCUGAAACACCAGUCAAGGACACUGCAGACCAAGAGUCUUUUUUAGGGAGAAGCCCCGAAAUGCCACAGCCAAUGGUCACGGAUACGCCAAUGGGUACUGAUGGUGUCUUGGGGCCAGUGUCCGAGAGACAACCAUCUUCACGGUCCGAAACUGCAACUAGUGUCCAUAUCGAAGGUACCAUCAUCCCUACGGAAGCUGGUCAUGUUGAAGCACCACCUGCAGCUUCAAUAGAAGGCAAUCAACUUGGAAUUGUGCCUAACAAGUCGACUCCUGGUGUUGACGAGGAAGUGGAGAACCCUGAGGCAGAUUCUUCACCCAGUGUCUCCCACGCCGCCGCCUCUCGACGCCUUUCUGCUAUACGAACAGGUGAUAUCCCUUCUAGCCUAAUGGUUGCUAGCUCUCCAACCGCCGUCCCCCUACAUUUCCGACGGCCCCCUAUGUCUCCGACUAACCCACGCUUCUCCAUGAGCUCACCAGUCAUGUCACCAAGCUCUCCGCUGACCACCCCUCGAACUCGUCAAGGACGACCAAAGUCGACAGAGUUUCGAUCCAGCAAAGAAUUCCGGCCGCUGUAUCUUGUGGAGAUACAAAAUUUCGCGAAAACAGCGACAUCCGAACUUGCCGAAGAAUAUCCAUCGUUGCCAUCGAGCAAAACCAGCUCGGCACAUCCGUCCAUGGAAGAUCUUCGAGCUGAAGCCCAGUUUCAAGACCUGUCUGAUUCCGUUACUCCGUCACGUGUCAGUGCCGAAAUGUUCCGCGACCGUGGCAGACGACACAGCUACUCGUAUUGGCAUGACAACGAGAAAAGGCGAGAUUCCCCAGACUAUCUAGAUUCUCGAUCGGCCACGCCAGUGCCCGGCGAUGCACAGAGAGCUCGUGAACAAGAACAGAAGCCCAAGCCGAAAUAUGAAUUCCAUUCACCAAGCGAGUUGCUUCAAGAUCCAGCUUUUUUCCACGACGUGGCCCCUGCGGAUGAGGAAGUUGAACCUCAUAGCCCUCUCCCUAGUGUCGCAAGUUCGGAGCUGGAACAGGAUUACAUGAGUGCACGAAGCAGGAGUCUAUCUCCGACAGGGUCGCGAAGUCGUAGUCGAGGUAGAAGGAGCGCUUCGAUCACGAGAUCAACAUCAGUCGCGUGGCAAGAUGGACUUAUUACCGCUGCGGCUGGAGCUCUCAUUACAUCUGCCAUGAUCGCUUCCGCCCAUCAAGUGCUCAAAGAAUCCCCGGAGGAUAUCACGACGAAUGAACUGGAAACGCCAAGAGAGUCGCAAUUCUUUGCAGAGAAGUUGACAGCAGCUAAAGCAAGGCCUGAACCUGAAGCAAUAAAUAUCGAGAAAGAUGGCGAUCCUGCGAGCUCACAACAGCCAACUCAGGAACAAUCAGUCCAAACAGCUGUUGAUUUACGUCGGGACCUGGAAUCGCAGGUCCCUAGUGAAGCCGCCCUGGCCACUGACGCUUGGCAAAACGUCUUCGCGGAGAUUCAAAAACGCAGACUUGACCCUGAAAAGAAAGCCGAAGACACUACCACGGUCAACACUGAGGGGCCCGAGAAACCGCCUGCCACCGAAUCCGUACUGCCAUCGACCAUAGAAGGAAUUGUUUUGACGGAGCCGAUGUAUGAUUGCCUAUCUGACCCAGGUAAGGCCACAGAAUCAACCUUAACCAAUCCCGACAAAGUCAAAGAGCCUGAAGAGGAACUUAGUGAGGGCCACGAGGCAAAUAUCCGUAUGCCAGCAAAUGCAGAUGAGCCUUUCCAUACUAAACAGGGUCUCGAUGAGCAGGCUGAACACGUCGGAGACUCAUCAGACGAUGUGGGGCUCCAAAUGGAAGGCGUCGAAGAGGCAGCACCGGGAUCUAGUGACGACCUGAAAAGGUCAGAAGAUGGAGGAGACAAGAGUGAGGACAACGCUCUUUUGGCCUUUAAUGAAGCCAUGUCGCCUACGUCGCAAGGGAACAGAGAGCAAGAUGAUGUCGAUGUCGAUGUUCAGGAUACCGAGGAGACUUUUGAGGACGCACCAGACACACAGCCGACACAAGUUACGCCGGAACAAGAGCCCCAAACACCUGCACAGCUAGAAGCCGUACUCUCUGUCAACAUCGAGGAGCAUAUACUGUCCGGUCAGGCAAUGACAGAGCAAUCCCUUGCAGAAGAUGAACGACAUUCUGAAACCCAGGAGAUCCUUUCAGGUAUCGCACAACCAAGCCUAGAUCCCUUAGAAGAGGCGUUCAAACAAGCCAUAGAAGCUCGGGGCUUGACUGAAGGUGCAACUGUCGAAGCAGCUUAUCAAGCAUUUCAAACAGAGAUUCCUGAUAUUAGGGAGACGCAUUUGUCCACCAUUCGAGAGGAAGGCGAUGCCCCUGGCCCUUCGGCAGAGCAAGGCUCAGGGCCGAUUGAAAGGGGAACCGAUACUGGACGUUCCAAGAGAGAUAAACGCAAAGAGAAGAAAGCAAAGAAAGCGGCAAUGUUGAAUAGCUUGCUGGAACCGGAUUUCAAGCCUGCAGAGGCUGAUCAGGAUCUUCAAUCUGCAACUGAGGAGUGGCAAGACGUCAAGACAACAGAGCCGAUUUUGUACGAAGAUGGCAUUGCAGGGGCUACUCCGGUUGGGGAACCUCCAAAUCCAUUUAGUAAUGAUUUCGAAAUCAAGACAAGCGGGUCAGAAACGCUGCCCGGUGGAAUCAAAAUGGAAUCAAAUAUUCCCAUGGCGGCUGGCGUUGAAUGUGGCGAGGCCCCCUUGUCCUCUAUGCUCGAAGACGAUAGCAGUGUGCAUGGUUCGAAGAAAUCAAAGAGGGAAAAGAAGGAAAAGAAGAGACAGCGUCAGACGUACAAUUGGGAUGAGGCUGAAAAUGGUGUGGAGCAGACCAGCCCUAGCGAGGCUGCCCAAGUUACUGAGCCAGCCGUUCAGCAACAGCCUUGUGCGAUGCCCCCCUCGAGUGAACACGCUCUGUCGACACCAGAAAUUCAUGACGAACCAGAGAUAGCCAUUACUCAUGCAGAACCCGCCCCACAAGAGUCAGAAGAUUUUCAAGAGAUGGACUCAAAGCCAGGCAAAAGGAAAAAGUCCAAGAAGAAAAAGAGUGUUCCUGCGGUGAUCGAAGAAACGACUGGGUCAACAUCUCAAGAACCACCUACUGCAGCCGCGCUACCUUCAGAACCUCAACUACGCACAGACGAAGCAGCUGAUAUGUCAAACCAGAACAGAGUUGCCACCUUCACAGAGCAACAGGUGCAAGAGCCUGUCGCUAUCGAGGAACCUCAAGCGUCUCUCGGAUCAUCUGUACCGCAACCGGUUGAUCUGACUUCUGCAGUUGUUUCGAUUGAUCCCUCAGUUCCCAUUGCUGCUCCAGAAGUUACUCGAGCCGAAACACCGCAAGUCACCGAGUCGGGAGAUACACAACUCAACAAUUCUCCGCAGAAUGACAAGUCGAAUGAUGACCCGGCGUUAGAAGUCACCACCGCUCCGGACUCGCAUGGAGCAGAAGAUUUACUUACAAAGCAACAGCCUCCCGAAGAAAGUUCUUGUGCACCAGCAGGGGAAUUAGAAGCGGAGACGUCUCCUGAAACGCCAACAGAUCUAACCGUGCCAGUAGAAACGGUCUCUUCUGGGGAAGGGGUCAAAGAAGACCCCGAAACCGUAGACGCAUCCGAGGAAUCUAUACCCAACGUUGGUGUGGCACAAGAUGAAGAAGCUGCGACACACCUGAGGCUGGAGUCCGAAGCUAUUCCUGUUACCGUUGGAGGGGAGCAAGUACACAACAAACCGCAGACCGCCCCAUUAACACCACCAGAAGUUGCCGGAGUGGAUCACACCGAAGAGCCCCUAGCAGUUUCAGAACAUAACCAGAGUCCAGUACAGUCUCGAGGUCCUGUUGAAGAGCCAAUAACCCAAGAAAUUGCCGAUGUCCAGCACAAGGCGACUCUGGCUCCUACUAAAGAGGCUCAAGCAAUUGGUGACGACUCCGGCUCUAAGAAGAAAUCCAAGAAACUCAAGAAGGACAAAAAGAAGCGUCAGACCUUGAUCGAUGAUGUCGUUGGCACGUCCGAUCUCGUUGGAGUUGAUAACGAUAAACACUUUCCGGAGAUCGCCCCCACCACAUCCCAGCCCAAGGUUGAAGGUGCAGGUAUUAUUACGCCUCUAGAAGGAGACAGGGAAGCGGUCGAAGAUCUGCAACUUGCAGAGGUCAAUGGCAGUUCAGAUGUCGAAGGACGGAGAGCACGCGCUGUCCGGCAACAAUCAGCCACAUUCCUUCCUACAGAAGUUGUGGAGAAGAGCGAUAUUAUUUUCGAACCUGGAGACUUAGCCGUUGAAUACCAAUCCGGCCCCCUAAUAUCGUCCGAUACCGAGAAAACAAUGGCUUUUGCCUCAGAAUCUGUCCUUGCCAAACUGCUCGACGAGGUUCCACGGUCCGUUGACACUACAGAGGCUGAAGUUGGGAUCUAUGGCCCUUCCGCUACCAAGACUGUUGCUGCUGAGGCAUCAGUCAUUGAAGCUCCAAACGCUAAGAUUCAUACUGCUGAGUUUCCGGUGGCUACCAUUCCGCCUACAGGGAUAGCAGCCCUCGAAUCUUCUGUUAAUGCGUCUAUUGAGGCAGCUGCUGGGCUUACUCCCGAGCCUGCUGGAGAGCCUACUCCUGUACCGGCUACCGACCCUUCAAGUGAGCCUCCUGCAGAAUCCACGCCUGAGUUAGCCACCGAACCUACUGCUGAGCCCACUACAGAACCUGCUAUUGAGUCUGCUACAGAGUCUGCUCCCGAGCCAGCUGCCGCCCCUACUGCUGAGCUUACUACAGGACCUGCCCCUGAGCCUGCCACAGAAUCUACUCCUGAAGUGGCCACCGAACCUAAUACCGAGCCUGGCCCUGAGCCCACCCACGAACCGGCCACCGAACCUACCGCUGAACCUGGUCCUGAGCCUCCUCCCGAACUUGCUGCGAAGCCUACUACUAAGCGUGGUCCUGAGACUUCUGUAGGGCCUUUUGCAAAGUCUGCCCGAGAGCCUGCUACUGAAUCUACUAUUGAGCCUGUUCCUAAGCUUAUCAUGGAACACGCCAGGGAAGCCGCUACUGAACUAACUACUGAGCCGGCAAGUGAAGCUACGAUUGAAGCUCCUUGUAAGAUUUCUGAUGGGCCUACUACCAAGCGAAUUAAUGAAGCUAUUACUGGAACCGCCUAUACUUCUGUCGAGACUGGUGAUGAAGUUGGAACUCAGGCUAGCAGCGAGGUUGCUGUUGAGCCUACUGCCAGUGCCGAACUAGCGGCGGUUGCUGGUAACUUUGAACCGACGACAGAGGAAGAUUUAAGCUUUCCAUCGAAGCGGUCCAAGCAAGAGAGGAAAAACAAGAAAACCAAACGGCAAUCAACCCUCGCAGCUGAAUCGAUUCAACCUGAACCUACAGCAAGUGACAAGUACGAGGUAACGGAUGAAACAGAACCAAUCUUUGAAAAGCCCACCCUACCUGAAGGAGACGUCCAAGGUACUGCAGCUAUAAUUGAAGGUAAAGAGGCCGAAGACCUGGCAUCAACGUCUGUGACGUCAAAGAGAGACAAGAAGAAGAAGAAGAAGCGGCAAUCGACUCGUGCUACUGAUUUGCUCCCGUUAGAGACUGUGGGGAGCUCUAGCGGCAAAUCGACCAUUGACUCGAAAACUGUGACCAAGUCUCCAACCAUCCAGACAACGGCAGAGGGAUUAGAGCCUGCUCUAGAACGGGUCACAGAAGCUGGCCAAGAGAUUGUUCCAUCCGAGUUUGAUAUACCACUUGUGGAAGGAGACUCCGAAAAUAUUCAGGAAGAGAACUCGAUAUCCGUGCCUACAAAGUCAAAGAAGGACAAGAAAAAGACAAAAAGACAGUCCAACAUUGAAUUUGUGAGUCCUGAGCCAGCUCUUGGGGGCCCGAGUGAAGAAACCUCUCAAUCAAUAGCGGACAAUGUCGCCCCACCUUGUAACGUUGAUGAAACACGAACGCCGGGAGCGUCUGAAGACUUCGGUGUUGAGAACGGCCUUACCACCCCCGGAGAUCAAGCUGAAGAAGUGUGGGCUCCUCCAGGCAAGAAAAAAAAAAACAAAAAGAGGAGCAGCAAAUUGACACUGGACGAGACCGGUCUACCUGGGAAUGGCGAACAGGUCGGCCCAGAUGAAGCUCGAUAUAUUGAAAGCGGCGUUGAGAAUGAGGUCGGGAAAAACAUAUCAGGCCUUCCAGAAAACCAGACAACGUCUGAAGCUGCAGAGCACCAAUUAUUCGCUUUAGCGGAUGCAGAGGAAAGGGUUGCCGAUACCUCGACGGAAGAAUUGAUCCAAAGUCAGCUGAAAGAGCUCGACAGCCAACCUCAGGCAGCUGAAAAGGUGGAAGAAUUGGGCAAGACACAAGGCGACUCUAAGCAGACCAAUUCCAACCUCGAACAGCUGCCGCAAGGGGAAUCCGAACUUCUGAGCGUUCGUGAUAGGGAUGUGUCCGAAAUGACAGAGCCACUCAUAGGAACUCCGGAAGAAGAUCUGACGAUUUUCGGACCGACAGAGACGGCUUCGAUGGAUCAGAUGUCCAGAAAAUCGGGCAUUUCCCACAAGGAAGCGAAGAAAGAAAAGAAGAAAGCCCAUCGAUUUACCUCAGAGGAGCCCGAAGGAAAAGAAGCAGUCGAGACACCAAUGGAAAAUGAUGGUUCCUCCCGUACCGCUGCAGAAGCUACUCAGCUUAUCACCGAAAGAGAGUGGCCAAUCUCACAGAAAUCCAACUCAGAGAAUAGUGAAAAGAAAAAUCGACAAGUUACCUUGGACAACGGCUUCGCUGAAUCUGUGCCUAUCACGCUAGAAGUUGAGUCUGCGCAUGUAGAACGCCCAAACGAAGCAGUUCCACAAGCUCCUCUCAAAGAACCUGAACUGGUGGAAACGAUGGCCAGCCAGACGCAGUCUGAAAUAGAGGAUCGGGACCUCACCAAGGGUAACAAAAAGAAGAAGCGACAGUCGACCUUUGCGGACAUUGCGGAGCCAACGGUUUCAGCGGAGGCAUCAGCCCAUCCAACCUUCAUUACCGAAAGUGAACAUUCCGAGGAGAAGCCUUUCUUCGCGACAACACAGGAAGAUGUUCUAACCUCCGCACAACCAGAACAUCCAGGAGAAGUCCAUCGUCCUAAUUUUAACCCUACCAAUACUGAUUCGAAAUUCAUUGAUGAUGCUGGACUACAAAGUGAGACGUUGGUCGAGGCUGCGCCCGCAAAGGACGGUACAGUCACCGAGAACCGAGAACCUGAGGCAACUGAAGCUGAGGAUCCUUUUACUCUGCCAUCCGCUGACAUUGAAGAGAGUGACAGCCAGAAGCUUCAGCCAAUUGACCGGAUUGUUGCAGAUGUGCCCACCACCACACCCCUCCCAAAAGAGAGCAGAGCUGAUGUUGCCACUGUUGUUAUUGACUCUGCAGAAGCUUCUGUGGAUCGUGGAAUAACUAUCAUCACCGAUCGCGUUGAAGAAGCCCCGACAUUAGUGGAAACCGAGCAGGCACAUGGUGAAGAAUCGUCGACGCCAGACACCCUAAUGGCGAUUGAAAAGACGCCAGCGGAAAUCGCAAAAGAAAAUCUCAUGGAGACGCCAGUAGCAACGCCAGCCGCAGGGUUGCACUCCGAGGAACUUGCCACCGCAGCUACCGCGAUGCCUCUGGAGGAUGAGAAGCCGCAGUUUCAGGAACCAUUGCAGGCAGAUACCCCAACAUCUCUUCACGGCAUGCAACAUGAGGCUGAAACGAUAUCUACCUUAGGGGUGCCGAGGGCAAUACUAGACGUGAAUCUGCAGACUGAGGAAAUAGCCGCAGCCGGGACCUCGUCUCCGCAGUUCAAGAAGAAUAAGAAGAAGAAUCGUCGGGCCACAUAUGAAGAGCCCAUUCCCGAGUCUCAACAAACCGAAAAUGAAGGACCUGACGCCAAGGUGGAAGAAGCGGAAACUCUAGAUCAGCCUCCAACUGCGGCGCAAAUGAGUGACACAGUUAUCGAGGAGGAAAUGAUCACUUCUGCCGCAAAGCCAAAGAAGGACAAGAAGAAGAAGAAGAAGCGGAAGACACUCUCGGCUGGGGACGAGGUGAACGAACAACAGCCGACGGUUCAAGAUGGUAUCGGAAAAGUCGAAGAGGAGACAGCGAGCGAACCUCGGCCUUAUACAGAGGCUCCCGCAGAGUUAAUCGAUGAAGCAGCGCUAGAAUCAGAAGUGAAACACAACGUCGCUGGAGAAGCCGUGGAGAACGCGGCCAAAACGUGUCUCGCUGUGGUCGAACCUACGGGAGAUGUUUCCCUAGGGCCGGCAAAAGAAGGUCAAAAAGUGAUGCAGACUUCCCGGUCCGCCGCAGAUGAGAUGGAUGCAGUUUGGGAACACAAUAUGCCGAGUCUUGGCGGCGAAACCGCGUCCACUCCCGAAAUACAAUCUGGAAUGCCAGAUGGAACGACUGGGAACAUGCGUGAGGCCGUUCCUAUGGUAGAGGAGCCCGAGAUUAUCACGUCCGGAUCAUCUACAGCGAAGAAGUUAAAAAAAGAGAAGAAAAAAAGCAAGAGGAAAUCGCCAUCAGCAGAGGAGCCGGAGGUCAGUGGCGUUGGUAGACCAGGAACAGAGAAUGAAAUAGAUACAGCGCGAGAUGAUGAGCCUGCGGGCCAGAGCAAAUCCCUGAGUGAAUCGAAAAUUGAUGAGAUCCAACACGAAAUCGAAGGGGCGGUCACCAUCAAAAGGUCGAAGAAGAAAAGCAAAAACAGCAAAGUCUUAGCAGCAAGUGAUGACUUCUGGACACCGGGCACGGCUACACCAAAAUCUAAUGACGAAUUCGCGUCUGCUAUGCAAACACCAAUUCGACGGACCACGUCACCAGAACUCAUGGACUAUAUCAAAGCGGAAGAAAUCCCUGCCCCUGCACCAGAAAUUGACACUGCUGACUACUCUGAGCAAACGCCGAGCAAAAAAAAGACGAAAAAGGACAAAAAAAAGAAGCCUUUUUUCGCUUGGACAGGGGCUGAUGAUCAGACAACCGAAGAUACCUCCGGGAUAUCGACUCCUGCACCUCUUCCUGGGCCAGAAAUAUCUGAGUCUAGGGAAGAUCUCGAAAGUGCAGCACUUACUGGCAAGUCGGAAACAUACAACGCUAAAAUGGAGCCCGAAACCCUAGCGAUACCUGCGGAGUCACAGGUGAUGAAGACCGGGGACACCCUGGAGCCAACCGGCCCUGUCGUUGAGCAAGAACCGGUCCGUUCUGAGAGCUACAUUAUGCUUGGGGCAACGACUGCCGAACCAGAAGGGUCCAGGUUAGAGGACACCCACGAGUUGACGGUUCCAUCCGCUCGGCCGGAAGUGACACCUGAUCAGCACACUCUGGGCAAGGAGCAUGACCUAAUACCUGUAUCAGAUCAAGCUCGAUCGUCGUCUCCCGAAACCGAGCCACGAGGUGAUGCAUUGCCACGUGAGAUGGACAUUGAUUCCGCGAAGACCACCUUCAAUAUCGGAGAAGCUUCGUUAGAAGGAGCAAUGGAUAUGCCUAGGAUAUCAGUUUCGACUGGAGUCACGCCAGUUGCCGAGUCAAAAAAGGAUCGAAUAUCUUCGUUAAGGGACCCAAACGAUUUUCCCAUGAAAGACAAACACGUAGGGGUUGUCACAGCCUUCAGUGAGGUCCCAGAAACAUCCGACCUUCGGCGAGGAGUAUUUAACGCUAUUGGUAUCACGCCAGAAGAAGAAUCGACCGCUGCUGAAGCUAACGAAGAAGAGGCUGUUAUAACCGCCAGAAUUGCUGGUUCAAAGGACAUGGAUGUUGAGAAAGGUCCCCAUGAAACUGAUUUCGGCGCUGGCAGAGACACUUCAAAAAGCAAAAAGAGCAAGAAAAAUAAGAAGGCGAAGAAGAAAAGUAGUGUGUUCAAUGGAACUGAAGAUAUCGAGCCACUAAAGAUGGAGCUUUACCGCACGGAGGACAGCACGGAGGAGACUCGGGAUCCUGGACUCAACGAAUCUGUUCCCGAAGAGGGCAUGGAAAAUUCCCAUGCACCAGAAAGCCUUCCAGGGAAUGCCGAUGAUUUAUCCGACGUGAGUACAACCACGCGUGAAAGACGAAAGAGGAGAAGAUCGCCUCCGGCAUGGGCGGGAGAAGAGCCCGAAGAUCUCCCAAGGGGUCGCGCUCUCACUCCUCCACCUGAACACGACGAUAUCAUGGAUACUGCCCUUGGUGUUGCAGCAGGACUUGGCUUUGGUGCUGGAGAAAACGAGCCUACGCGAGAACCUCCGCCAAAGCCGCCGUCACCAUCUCGGCAGCCAUCUGCUGGGUGGUCUUCCGCUAAGCCUGGCCCUAAUACGAACCUUGCCCAUGCAGACUCGAACCGAGACAGCGGUGUCCAGUUCGAGUCGCCAAUAUUGUCCACGGGCCAAUUCACAUCUCAGAGGGACAGUGGCUUUGUACCAAGUCCCGGGGUUCAACACGGGGACUUCGGCGAUCCCAGGAACAACAACACGGAGAUGAACCUACGUCCACCGCGACCUCAAUCACCCACGAGCUCGACCGAGGAUGUAUCUAAGGUCGUGACGAGCAGGAAGAACAUCGACCAGCCUGCUAGUCUAGAGACACCGAGAAGAAAGCCUUCACCCGUCGAAUCCACUUCGAAGGACAGAUCCUCGGUUUUAUUCAACUCUUCUCCCGCGAUGCCCUCUUCCCUCAACACGGACGUCUAUACCCGAAGUCCUCAGCCUGUGGCAAGUCCUCUCCGGAGAAGCCCCAGUAUUCAUGGUCACCAUCAUAGCCGAGAGGAGCUGAGGCAACAAAAGGCCAAAAUCUCACCGCACCACGAAGACAGUGACCAACUUGCGUCGAAUCUUAUUGAUCGGUCAGCUGCAGCACCAGUGAGUCGCUCGGCGUUUGAUUCGCACUCUUACAGCAACAUCAAUCGACCCUAUUCGCCCGUUAAGUCACCACUAAAUGCCAUCAAUGAAGACUCGACCGAGCCGACUUCAAAAGCGCAUCCGUUCUCCGAUCUCCCUGCCUCUCUGACGCCUCGACAUGCCGCUGAAAACGACAGCCUUGCUUCAGCUAGUUUAGUGGCUGUGGCUGGGGCGGCCGCAUUUGCGGCCGCCUGCCUCCCCUCACGUGACUCUACAGUACCUGGCGCUAAAUCGCUUGGCAGAAGCAAGUCCCGAACCUCAUCGUUGCGCAACCUGCGCAGCGCUUCAAUCUCCCCGUACGACCCAGCCAACUUCGCGUCCGGGUCAUCGCAAGGUCCCGUCAAUGCUCAGAACACCGGCAGAGCUGCUGUUCGGGAAAGGGAAAUGGCAGAGGUAUACGACGGGUAUGGUUCAUACCCGGGCAGUCCCAGAUCACCAACACGACCUCCGAGUAUCCGACAACGACAGAGCAUGCAUCAAAUAAGGGAUCUUGAGGCCAAGUUAGACCAGCUCGCAAGCGAGAACCGCGCCUUGGCCGAAGCAAAAAUUGUCACGGAACAACAACUCGAGCAAGCUCAUUUCGAACACAAUCGAUCCGAAAAUGCUACCGUGGGUUUCAACGCGCAGAUUCAGGAGCGGGAUGCAGAAAUUGCGCGUCUCAAGCAAGAGGUUGCAUCGCUGAUCGCAACACACGAAUCAUUAAAGAAAGAGCACGAACAACGGUUGGUUAAUUUCAGGCAAGACUACGAUGAGGCUCAAUCACACUGGCAAGACUCCUUAAAAGAAUUGGAAACACUUCGAUCAAGGCAUAACGAGCUGUCAACUGGGAUGGAGUCGAUCGUGAGACAUGAAAUCGACACAGCCUUGACAGAGAAAAAUGCAGAGAUCCAACGACUUCGGGGGGAUCUGGAAGCGGCAAGGGAGAAGAUCAAGGACUUGCAAUCUCAGAUAUUGUCCAAGAGAGCAGACGAUGUGGUUGUCUUCCACGACGAGGACUACUUCGAUCAAGCGUGCCAGAAGUUGUGUCAACAGGUGCAAGGGUGGGUGCUUCGGUUUUCCAAAUUUAGCGACCUGAAGCUUUGUCGGACCACAAGCGAGGUCCGAGAUGAGAAAAUUGUGGACCGGUUCGACAAUGCGAUAUUAGAUGGCUCCGAUGUGGACGACUAUUUGGCGGACCGGGUCAAGCGACGAGAUGUCUUCAUGUCAGUGGUGAUGACGAUGAUCUGGGAAUAUGUCUUCACAAGAUACCUCUUUGGAAUGGACCGUGAUCAACGACAGAAACUGAAACAACUGGAGAAGAAUCUUGGAGAAGUGGGUCCGUCGAGCGCGGUACACCAAUGGAGAGCACUUACACUCACGUUGCUGUCCAAACGAGAAAGUUUCAAAGCACAACGAGAAAGCGACACUGAAGCGGUGGCUAUCGAAAUCUUCUCGACAUUGUCGCGCUUCCUCCCUCCACCACAGCAUUUAGAGGAGCAGAUUGUGGGUUCGCUGCGCAACGUCAUGCGCACAGCGGUGGAAUUAUCGAUCGAGAUGCGCACCCAACGCGCUGAAUACAUCAUGCUCCCGCCAUUGCAACCCGAGUACGAUACCAAUGGUGAUCUGGCUCGGAAGGUAUAUUUCAAUGCAAGCCUGAUGAACGAAAGGAGUGGUGAAACCACAAGCAAUGAGGACUUGGAGCGUGACCAUGCCGUAGUUCGCAUGGUGCUCUUCCCGCUUGUUGUCAAGAAAGGGGACGACAACGGAGUGGGAGACGAGGAGAUUGUGGUAUGUCCUGCGCAGGUAUUGAUCGCAAGACCGGAUAAGGGAAAAAGAGCCAAAGGCUCGACAAGGCUCGCUAGCGGUGGCAGCGAUGCAAAGAGUUUGAGGGCUGUGAGCACGCAUAGUCUUGCUAUGAGCGGGAUUGAAGGGAAUGAGAACAUGUUCUAA